Hypoxylon fragiforme is the source of this 1019-nucleotide messenger RNA. RefSeq names its product DASH complex subunit Spc19. Bases 257 to 802 code for a protein of 181 amino acids. The record is from RefSeq and is a predicted model, not a curated record. Gene Ontology annotation, biological process: attachment of spindle microtubules to kinetochore. The transcript is spliced from 3 exons. Gene Ontology annotation, cellular component: DASH complex; spindle microtubule. Lineage: Eukaryota; Fungi; Ascomycota; Sordariomycetes; Xylariales; Hypoxylaceae.
AGACAGUAACUUACCUGGCAGUGUUUAGUGGUUGGGAAUACCCCGGAUUCAUGAUGCGUGAGCCUAAAUCAAGCCCCACCAACUAAUAGUUUCCCACUAGCCCCCGCACUCUACUGGUCGUAAAUAUUUACUUUUACUUACUCCUUACCAACAUCGAAAUUGCCCCAAUACAAUACACACCUAUCGCCAGAAACACAACCACACCUUUAACCAACCCUCAACAUCAAACCCGCACCGACAUCUACAAAUCGACUCAAUGGCCACCACAACCUCCUCAACAGGCACAGCCUCCUACGGGGACUGCGUCGCCGCGCUGCAAACCUCCCUCUCCUUCCUCGAGUCCUCCGUCUCAACCCUCGGCACCGGCAUCGCCGACUUCCCACGUCUAGUAAACGUGCUCAAGACCGUGCGCCACUACGAACUAAUCCCACAACCCACCCUCGCCGCCGCCGAAGCCUCUUUGCGCGACGAGAUCAGCCCCGCCAUAAGCCUCCUCCUCGACCGCGCCUCGACGCACGUCGCGCGCGUCGAGCGGCACAUCGACGCGCUGAAAGCGCGGUCGGAGCUGCAGCAAGGGCGGCUAGAGAACUCCUCCGACCCCGCCAACUCCAAAAAGGGAAAAGGAUUAAGCGGAGGAGGAGGAAGAAGUAAUAGCAGAAAGCCGCUGUCCGGGGAGGCGAAGCUGCGCGCGCGCGCCGUGCACCAGAAGAAGGAGGCGCUGCAGUACAGCGUGGAGCGGCUCGAGCUCGAGGUGCUGCAGAAGGAGCGCGAGCUGCGGAAGCGGUUGGAUGUUGCCGCGUGAAGCAAACACAGACGGCAAAAGAAAAGAAAGAAAAAAGAAAAAGAAAGCAAACGGACGAAACAAUGUCAAAUAAUGAAGACAAAGUACAUCGUAAUCUGAUUGACGGCACUUCGAAUACGGCAAUACACAAACUUUUUUAGAGGGAGAGAGAGAGAGAGAGAGAGAACAAGGAUGACGCAUGCAAAGGAAGAACCCCCACGACGAAACGAGAUGGCAC